UUCCAAACCAGCCCUGAGAGCUUCUAUCUAUUUGUAGUAUGAACUUUGCUUCCCAGUGGGAAGCACCCCAGUGACCCCUAAGUAUCAACCUCUUCAUUCUUCAAUUCAAUGCUGCCUGGGUUUUGGGGAUUAUUGCUGAGUGAGGAGUUGGAAGACAGUGUAGUUGAGAAAGACAAGCCUCUAAUAUCGCUUGAUUAGCAGUGAAGUGAGCGAAUUCCAAGUAAGGACAAGCUUCAUAGAAGUGAUGCCUCUAACACGCCGUCGAGGUAACUGAGAUCGGCGUACUCUGGUAGAUCUCGGGUAGAUCGGCGGAGGCGGGUACGACCACGGGUUGGUUGAACUCCGAGAGAAGCGAAUCAUCCCAGGACCCGAGGUCCGAUGGGUUGUAGUGAACGACGUCGUUUGCGAGCUGCGAGACCUCUGCUGGUGCGUUGACCAUGACAUUCUCGAGGCGUUCGAGUCGUUGGGCCACGUGUCGGAGAUCCGAUGACCGGACCCUGUACCCGGAUCCGGCAAGCAGUCCGUCAACCUGAUCCGGUGCUUUGCCGGCGGAUGAUGAUGAUGAGUUACGACCACUGCUGCUCAUGGAUGCAUCGUAGGGACCCAUGAUUGAUGUAUUCUGUGCCGUCUGAUCAGAUACGGAGCUUCGUUUCUUGCUGGGUUCCGGCGAUCAUUCCUGAUUUGAGAAAGAGAAAGAGGAGUGAAGGUAUGUGUAGAAAAACUCUAGCCGGCAGCGAAGGCAAGGUUGCCGGUCGACUGCCAGCCGGUGCGAAAAAAAUACACCAUACCAGGUUGAGGAAUGUGUCUGGUGCACCCACUGGUCAUGCUGUGGUGAUGCUUCAAUCUGAUGGGCAAAACUCUAUUAUUAUUGUUGGUGGUGCUAAUAUGUCUUGUUGGCCUGAUGCUAUGUGUGAUGAGGACUUGGUGGUUGUGAGGAAUGCUGGGAUUGUCUUGCUUCAGAGGGAAAUCCCUGAUUUUGUCAACAUUCAAGUUGCAAAGGUUAGGCUUUUGAUUUUUAUUUUUUCUUAUGUGCAUAUGAAGUCAUUGGUGGGAUUGGUUGAAAAAAAGGGGUAUUGGGUUGAUGAUUUUUUUGUUGCCUUAUGUGGAUUACAAUUACACACUUUGUAAAAGUUUUCUUGUAUA
This is a messenger RNA of Camellia sinensis, 1143 nucleotides long. The record is from RefSeq and is a predicted model, not a curated record. NCBI's taxonomy places the organism in Eukaryota, Viridiplantae, Streptophyta, Magnoliopsida, Ericales, Theaceae.